This is a messenger RNA of Erigeron canadensis, 2031 nucleotides long. RefSeq names its product probable metal-nicotianamine transporter YSL7. The transcript has 6 exons. The record is from RefSeq and is a predicted model, not a curated record. Gene Ontology annotation, cellular component: membrane. Gene Ontology annotation, molecular function: oligopeptide transmembrane transporter activity. Bases 46 to 2031 code for a protein of 661 amino acids. Lineage: Eukaryota; Viridiplantae; Streptophyta; Magnoliopsida; Asterales; Asteraceae.
AAUAAUAAUAAUAAUAAUGAAUCAUCUAACGAAGAAGCAGCAGCAAUGGAAAAAGCUUUUUCAAACGAGCAAGUUCCAAACUGGAGAGAUCAAAUAACGUGUCGAGCAAUCGUUACGAGUUUAAUACUUUCCGUUGUUUUCAACUUCAUAGUUUGCAAACUCAACCUCACCACAGGCAUUAUCCCUUCACUUAAUGUUGCUGCCGGUUUGCUUGGUUUCGCCAUGUUAAAAUUAUAUACCGCGGUUCUUGAUAAAUUCGGUCUUUUGAAGCAACCCUUUACUCGUCAAGAGAAUACUGUUAUCCAAACUUGUGUCGUCGCUUCUUCUGGAAUCGCGUUUAGCAGUGGCACGGCAAGUUAUUUAUUAGGAAUGAGUAAAGAUGUUGCGGCUCAACUCGAGACUGGAAACGACCCGAAUAAUGUGAAGAAGCUGGCUCCAGGAUGGAUGAUUGGAUAUCUCUUUGCUGUGAGCUUUGUUGGUCUCUUCUCAAUUGUGCCCCUUAAAAGGGUGAUGAUCUUGAAGUCAAAGCUCACUUAUCCAAGUGGAACCGCAACUGCAUACCUUAUAAACAGCUUCCAUACUCCCAAGGGAGCCAAGUUAGCAAAGAAGCAAGUCUCAGUUCUAUUCAAGUCCUUCUCGUUUAGCUUCGUGUGGGCUUUUUUUCAGUGGUUUUCCGCUGCUGGUGAUGGCUGUGGGUUCGCUAGUUUUCCUACCUUUGGUCUUAAAGCUUUUGCACAAAGGUUCUAUUUUGACUUCUCAGCAACUUAUGUUGGUGUUGGGUUGAUUUGCCCUUAUAUGGUUAACAUUUCAUUACUUAUCGGGGCAAUUAUGUCUUGGGGAAUAAUGUGGCCACUCAUUGAAGCCAAGAAAGGAAAAUGGUACUCAGCUGAUUUAUCCGCAAGCAGUCUUCAUGGCAUUCAAGGAUAUAGGGUAUUUAUUGCUGUUGCAACCAUGCUUGGAGACGGAUUGUUUCAAGUUUUAUACAUGGCGAUCGUGAUGUCGAUUAGCUUUUAUAAAAAGAGGUCAAAGAAGUCCGGGUCUUCAUCUCUUGAAAAAGAUGAGCCAGUUAGUUUUGAUGAACAAAAACGGAACGAGUAUUUCAAUAAAGAUCAAAUCCCAAAGUUAGCAGCCGUUGUAGGGUACCUGGUCUUGGCAGCAAUAUCAACAAUAGUAGUUCCUCUUUUCAUUUUCCCACAAUUAAAAUGGUACCAUAUGAUAGUCGCCUACAUCAUUGCCCCUAUCCUUGCAUUUUGCAACGCGUAUGGUUGUGGUCUAACCGACUGGUCACUAGCUUCCAACUAUGGAAAGUUAGCCAUCUUGAUAUUCAGCGCAUGGGCUGGGACACAAAAUGGCGGAAUCGUUGCAGGUCUUGCAGCAUGUGGUGUGAUGAUGAAUAUUGUUUCUACAGCUUCUGACUUAAUGCAAGAUUUCAAAACCGGCUACCUUACACUCUCAUCUCCUCGUUCCAUGUUCCUUAGCCAAGUUAUUGGAACGGCAAUUGGAUGCAUUAUGUCACCUUUAGUAUUUUGGGUCUUUUACCGUGCAUAUUCAGUAGGUGAUCCACAUGGAUCUUACCCAGCCCCGUAUGGUGCUCUUUAUCGUGGAAUAGCAGUUCUUGGAUCUGAAGGACUCGGUUCCCUUCCACAUAAUUGUCUAAAACUGUCAAUUGGAUUUUUCUUUGGAGCCAUUCUUUUAAAUCUCUUAACUUUACUAUUGAAGCUGUAUGAAACCAAGUACAGAUUAUACAGGUUUGUUCCCAGUCCAAUGUGUAUGGCUAUCCCAUUCUACCUUGGUGCUUAUUUUGCAAUCGAUAUGUGUAUCGGGAGUUUGAUUCUAUUCAUAUGGGAGAAGAAGAACAAGAAGGCAGCAAAGGAACUAGCACCAGCUGUGGCAUCAGGUAUGAUUUGUGGUGACUCGCUGUGGGGAGUGCCAGCAGCUAUUUUGUCCAUGGUUGGUGUGAAGGCUCCAAUGUGCAUGAAGUUUCUUUCUGCUUCAGUUAACAAAAAAGUAGAUGGCUUCUUGGGUAAUUGA